Messenger RNA from Lemur catta (Ring-tailed lemur), 3581 nucleotides. It is a transcript of the gene NLRP2, whose product is annotated as NLR family pyrin domain containing 2. The record is from RefSeq and is a predicted model, not a curated record. Gene Ontology annotation, molecular function: protein binding. Bases 28 to 3261 code for a protein of 1077 amino acids. Lineage: Eukaryota; Metazoa; Chordata; Mammalia; Primates; Lemuridae. Gene Ontology annotation, biological process: regulation of inflammatory response. The transcript is spliced from 12 exons. Gene Ontology annotation, cellular component: cytoplasm.
AAGCUCAGAUCUCACACGUGGGACGAGAUGGAACCUCCUGCACAGCUGGACUUCAGCCUGCAGGCUCUUCUGGAACAGCUCGAUCAGGAUGAAUUGAGCAAGUUCAAGUCUAUACUGAGGACACUUCGCAAGGAAAGGGAGCUGCCCCAGGACACCCAGACAGGGAUCGACAAGGCCGAUGGGAAGCAGCUGGCAGAAAUCCUCAUCAACAACUACCCCGGCUACUGGGUGAUGUGGGCGGUCAUCCGGGUCUUUAGCGACAUGAACCGGACAGAUCUGGCUGAGAGAGUAAGGAAUGAACUCAGAGAAGCAGCUAUGAAGUCACUUGAGAAAAACAAGCCUCGAUCACUGGACAUAACGAGGAGAGAGAACCCAAACCGUGCCUACGUGGAUGAAAUAAUACGGCGCUUGGAAGAAAAAAACCCAGAGUAUACAAAAGUACAGAUAAAAGAUAUUACAAACGUUGGAAGAACUAGAAGAAUGCUGAAAAGAGAAAAGCCAGGUAAGGAGGACGUAUAUAGAGGGAUAAUAAGGAAGAAGUUCUGGAAAGCUUGGAUGAACAAUGGGCCUGGAACUGGUGAACACAUUGCCGAUGUCACCCAGAGAGACAAGAUGAUGGUCCCCUUCUGUGACCCGAGGACCUUUCCAGGGGUGUUUCCACGCACGGUGGUGCUCCAUGGCCCCGCGGGCUUUGGGAAAACCACACUGGCCAGGAAAGUGAUGCUGGACUGGACAGAGAACCACCUCGGUCAGUCGUUCAGAUACGCCUUCUACAUUGCCUGCAAGGAGCUCAACCACAUGGCCCCGUGCACCUUUACAGAACUGAUCUCCAGGGACUGGCCCGAAUGGCGGGAUGAACUCCCAGAGGUCUUCGCCCGAGCAAAAAACAUCCUCCUCAUUAUCGAUGGUUUUGAAGAGCUAAAAGUCCCUGAGGGGGCCCUGAUCCGAGAUAUUUGUGCCGACUGGGAGGAGCAGAAGCCGGUGCCCAUCCUCCUGAGCAGUAUGCUGAACGGGAGGAUGUUACCCAUCGCCUCCAUACUGGUCACCACGCGCACUGAGGCCCUGAGGGAUCUCCGGUUCCUGGUGCAAAAGCCCCGCUUCCUAGAGAUCGAGGGCUUCCUGGAGCAGGACAGGAAAGCCUACUUCUUGAAACACUUUGAAGAUGAGGAUGAAGCCCUGCGAGCUUUCGACUUGAUGAGGAGCAACGAGGCCUUGUUCCGCAUGGGCGCGGCGCCCGCGGUGUGCCGGAUUGUCUGCACCUGUCUGAAGCUUCAGAUGGAGAAGGGGCAGGACCCGGCCCCCACCUGCCUGACCACCACGUCGCUGUUCCUGCAUUUCCUCUGUGGCCAGUUCAUGCCGGCGCCCGGUGACUGCCCCGACCACAACCUGCGAGGCCCGCUGAGGACUCUGUGCCUCCUGGCUGUCCAGGGCACGUGGACACAGAUGUGUGUGUUUGACGAGGAAGACCUCAGGAGCCUCGGGGUGCAGGAGGCCGACCUGUCUCCUUUCCUGGACAAGGGCAUCCUGCAGAAGGACAGGGACUGCGAAGGCUGCUACUCCUUCCUCCACCUCAGCCUCCAGCAGUUCCUGGCUGCCACGUUCUACAUCCUGGAGACGGAGGAGGAGGAGGAGGAUGCCCGGGAGAGCCACACGCAGGACAUCGGGGACGUGCAAAAGCUGUUCUCCAAGGAGGAGAGACUGAAGAACCCCAGCCUGACCCAAGUGGGCUACUUCUUAUUCGGCCUCUCGAAUGAGAAGAGAGCCCAGGAGUUGGAGAUGAUUUUUGGCUGCCGAGUGUCACUGAAGAUCAAACCGGAAUUACUGAAACACAAAGCAAAUCUCAAUGAGAAUAAACCCUUCUCGGAGACGGACACGGAGGAGUUUCUGUACUGCCUCUACGAGUCUCAAGAUGAGGGGCUGGUGAAGGACGCCAUGGCCCACUUCAAGGAAAUGUCCCUACACUUGAGAAAUAAAAUGGACAUGGUGCACUCCUCAUUCUGCCUCAAGCAUUGUCAAAACCUGCAGAAAAUCUGGCUGUAUGUAGCAAAGGAGGUAUUCCUGGAGAGUGGUCCUGAGUCGGAACCACACGCUCAGCUUGAGAGAUCCCAGGAUGAUCAACACAUAAUUCCUUUAUGGAGAGACCUUUGCUCCAUGUUCGGCUCAAAUAAGAAUCUGAAAUUUCUGAAGAUUAAGGAAAGUUUCCUUAGUACCUCAUCAGUGCGGCUUCUUUGUGAAGAAAUAGUUUCUACCACCUGUAAUCUCCAGAAAGUGGGCCUCAAAGACAUCUCCCCAGCUGAUUUUUAUCAGAACUUCUGCCACGCUUUAUGUCGUCACAAGAGUCUAACACAUCUGACCCUUCAAGGCAAUGACCAGAAUGACAUGCUUCCCUCAUUGUGUGAAAUCCUGAGACACCCAAAAUGUAACCUGCAAUAUCUCAGGCUGGUUUCUUGCUCUGCUACCCCGGAGCAAUGGGCAGAUCUCGCCUCUGCCCUGGAAACCAACCAGUCCCUGACAAGCCUGAUCCUCAUGGCCACCAAGCUCAUGGAUGCCGGCGUCAGGUUGCUGCACACGACUUUGAGACACCCGAAGUCCUUCCUGCAGAGGCUGUCGCUGGAAAACUGUCACCUUACAGAAGCCUGUUGCAAGAACCUCGCUUCUGCUUUGAUUGUCAACCAGAGGCUAACACACCUGUGCUUGGCCGAGAACACCCUUGGGGACAGAGGGGUGGAAAUUCUCUGUGAGGGCUUGAGUUACCCCGACUGUAAACUGCAGAUCCUGGUGCUGUGGCACUGCAGCAUAACCGACGAUGGCUGCAAACACCUCUCAAAGCUGAUCGAACAAAAAUCAAGCCUGACGCAUUUGGAUCUGGGGCUGAAUCACAUCGGAACUACCGGACUGAGGUCGCUGUGUGAGGCUUUGAAGGAGCCACUGUGUAACUUGAGAUGUCUGUGGUUGUGGGGUUGUUCCAUCACCCGCUUCAGCUGUGAAGACCUUGCUGCUGCCCUCGGCAGCAACCGGAGCCUGAUCACUCUGGACUUGGGCCAGAAUUCCUUGGGGAAUAAUGGGGUGAAGAUGCUGUGUGAAGCCUUGAAACGUCAAAAUUGCCCCCUCCAGACACUCAGGGUGAAAAUAGAUGAAUAUGAUGAUCUAAUGCAGAAGCUACUAGAGGAAAUGAAAGAAAGCAACCCCCAGCUGACCAUUGAAGAGGACCUCUAUGAUCCCAGGAAGAAAAGACCUUCUUCUCAUUACUUCAUUUUCUGAAUCCCCCACAAUCGCUUGUUUACCAGUGAAGUCGGUUCCUAAAUGAAUCUUCAAGGUUUUCCUAUGGAGCUGCCUCAAGGAUAAGUUGAUUGCUGGGCUAGAUGUCACUUACCCUUGGUUCUGCCUCUGGUUUCUAUAAAAGUACGCACGAGUCACUUCACCCUAUAGAUAUAGAAAUGUCUAUGUCACAGGUCUAUUGAGGGAAAUAAAGGUGAGAGCAUUCAUGAAGGAAGCUGUGUGUAUUAAUGAGUUCUGACAAAAAUUAGAGAAUUAGAUACCUUAUUUGGGGAGAACUGAUCCCAGGGAAAAAAGUGACAAGU